This is a messenger RNA of Octodon degus (degu), 4758 nucleotides long. RefSeq names its product zinc finger and BTB domain containing 18 (gene Zbtb18). Gene Ontology annotation, molecular function: DNA-binding transcription factor activity, RNA polymerase II-specific; RNA polymerase II cis-regulatory region sequence-specific DNA binding; protein binding. The record is from RefSeq and is a predicted model, not a curated record. Gene Ontology annotation, biological process: regulation of transcription by RNA polymerase II. Bases 963 to 2693 code for a protein of 576 amino acids. Gene Ontology annotation, cellular component: nucleus. The transcript has 3 exons. Lineage: Eukaryota; Metazoa; Chordata; Mammalia; Rodentia; Octodontidae.
CCGGGCCGGGCCGGGCCGUGGCCGUUGCUGGGAGGCCCGGGGGCUCACGCGGUGGCGUCGGGGAAGCGGUAGCAACCGCCCUCCUCCCGCUGGCUUCUUCUUGCGACUUUUCUUUUGUUGUUGCCGUGACCCGGGUCUGUUUUCUUGGCUGCUGUUGAAGGUGUUUUCCUGCUGCACCGGCUCUACGCCCUCCACCUCCUUCCCUGUGGUUUUAACCUUCCUCUUUCCCCGUGUGCUCUAAGCACAGGCAGCUACGCAAAGAUUUGCAUUUCUUCCCCACUCGGCACCCCCACCCCCGCCCGCACCUCUUUGAAAAACAAAACCCCAACCUCUCAAAACCUCUAUGGAUCGGCGGUAGCGAGACGUGAUGGGGUUGAUUUGUGGAGUGGGAGUCGCUGGCCCAUUGCGGUGCUUGGGGCUCGUUAAACUGUCACUCACCCCCCACCCCACUGGGUAAAUGGGGUGAUUAAUGUCUGAUAUAUAGGAAUGGGCGAGGGCGUUUGUGGAGAAUGGGUUGUUGCCUGGGGAAGAGUGGCUCGGGAACUAGGCUUUCAUAAUUAUGUCAUUCACCGCGAAGUUUGAGAAAGUUAGGUUUGUGACUUUGGGAAAGCGAGGAUAAGACCGAGUGGUUGGGUUUUGCAGUCCCUUAACUCUUUGCCUCGGUUUUCUAAUGAGACCCCAGUAGUUACCGCGAGGACUCUUUCGUCUCAGGCCCCAGGUCCUUUUCUGCUUCUCACCCUUCCAAGUGUCUUGUGGAAAAGUGACUUUUCGUGGAUGUCGCAGCACCUCACAGGGUGCUCUGGCUUAUGUUACCAUUUCAUCAACCGCGAGGAAAGACCCACAAACUGGCUUGAAAGUUCCCAAACUCACUGGACCUGUCUGUCCCCCUCCCCCCCAAAGGUUUUCUUGUGAUCAUAAACAUUACAAAGUGACCCCAACACAAAAAACAAAACACAAAUGUUAUGGGACACAGAUCAAGGGAAGACAAGGUUCUGCUUUUUCUGCACAGAAAGAUCAGAUGCGCAGUCUGCUUUUUUUCCACCGAUGUAACAGACCUGGAGCCAGGAAGACUCAGAGGAAAGGACUUAAUCAGGUUUAUGUGUCCUAAAGGUUAUGAAGACAGUAUGGAGUUUCCAGACCACAGUAGACAUUUGCUGCAGUGUCUGAGUGAGCAGAGACACCAGGGCUUUCUUUGUGACUGCACUGUUCUGGUGGGAGAUGCCCAGUUCCGAGCGCACCGAGCUGUACUGGCUUCAUGCAGCAUGUAUUUCCACCUCUUUUACAAGGACCAGCUGGACAAAAGAGACAUUGUUCAUCUGAACAGCGACAUUGUUACAGCCCCCGCUUUCGCUCUCCUGCUUGAAUUCAUGUAUGAAGGGAAACUCCAGUUCAAAGACUUGCCCAUUGAAGACGUGCUAGCAGCUGCCAGUUAUCUCCACAUGUAUGACAUUGUCAAAGUCUGCAAAAAGAAACUAAAAGAGAAAGCCACCACAGAGGCAGACAGCACCAAAAAGGAGGAAGAUGCCUCAAGUUGUUCGGACAAAGUCGAGAGCCUCUCGGAUGGCAGCAGCCACAUGGCAGGCGAUUUGCCCAGUGAUGAAGAUGAAGGAGAAGAUGAAAAGUUGAAUAUCCUGCCCAGCAAAAGGGACUUGGCGGCCGAGCCUGGGAACAUGUGGAUGCGAUUGCCCUCAGACUCAGCAGGCAUCCCCCAGGCUGGCGGAGAGGCAGAGCCACACGCCACAGCAGCUGGAAAAACAGUAGCCAGCCCCUGCAGCUCAACAGAGUCUUUGUCCCAGAGGUCUGUCACCUCCGUGAGGGAUUCAGCAGAUGUUGACUGUGUGCUGGACCUGUCUGUCAAGUCCAGCCUUUCAGGAGUUGAAAAUCUGAACAGCUCUUAUUUCUCUUCACAGGACGUGCUGAGAAGCAACCUGGUGCAGGUGAAGGUGGAGAAAGAGGCUUCCUGUGAUGAGAGUGAUGUUGGCACUAAUGACUAUGACAUGGAACAUAGCACUGUGAAAGAAAGUGUGAGCACUAAUAACAGGGUACAGUAUGAGCCGGCCCAUCUGGCUCCUCUGAGGGAGGACUCGGUCUUGAGGGAGCUGGAUCGGGAGGACAAAGCCAGUGAUGAUGAAAUGAUGACCCCGGAGAGCGAGCGGGUCCAGGUGGAAGGGGGCAUGGAGAGCAGUCUGCUCCCCUACGUCUCCAACAUCCUGAGCCCUGCGGGCCAGAUCUUCAUGUGCCCCCUGUGCAACAAAGUCUUCCCCAGCCCUCAUAUCCUGCAGAUCCACCUGAGCACCCACUUCCGGGAGCAGGACGGCAUCCGCAGCAAGCCGGCGGCCGAUGUCAACGUGCCCACGUGCUCGCUGUGCGGGAAGACUUUCUCCUGCAUGUACACCCUCAAGCGUCACGAGAGGACUCACUCGGGGGAGAAGCCCUACACAUGCACCCAGUGCGGCAAGAGCUUCCAGUACUCGCACAACCUGAGCCGCCACGCCGUGGUGCACACACGCGAGAAGCCGCAUGCCUGCAAGUGGUGUGAGCGCAGGUUCACGCAGUCGGGAGACCUGUACAGACACAUUCGCAAGUUUCACUGUGAGUUGGUGAACUCCUUGUCGGUCAAAAGUGAAGCACUGAGCUUGCCUACUGUCAGAGACUGGACCUUAGAAGAUAGCUCUCAAGAACUUUGGAAAUAAUUUUAUAUAUAUAUAUAUAAAUAAUAUAUAUAUAUACAUAUAUACAUAUAUACAUAGAUCUCUAUAUAGUUGUGGUACGGUCUAAAAGCAGUCUUGUUUCCUGGAACUAAAAAGUUGGGAUCUUAACUUGUUUUGCACUUUAGAAUAAUAGCAUGAGAAUCUCACUAAUUUAGCAUUCUGAUAAAAGAAACUUUAGAACAAGUCAGAGAAUAGAGAGGUAUCUUUCCUUUGAGGGAUAGGUGAAGUAAGCCAAUAAGAACCUUCUAAACAAAUUGUCUUAUCACACAAUGCUUUCAUAUGGCUUAAUUUUGUCAACACUGCAUUGUCUUGAGUUUUUGUGCCCCACAUUUUUUGUUUUGUUUUUUAAAAGUAGAAAUUCCCUCCAGUUAUAUUAACCUCUACAUCUCAAAUUGCAUGAACCUUUUCUGGCUGUUGGAAACCUGAAUGCUUUUAGACCCAAAUGGAAAAUUUCUGAAAUGCUGGAUUAUCUAUUUUUAAACAAGCAGUUGACUUAAAACUUUCUGUGGCAACUUCUGGUUUUCUGACGGUUCCCAAUGAGAGAAAUUCUGAAAGUACACUGGGAUCACUGGGACACUGUCUUUGUGAAGGUUUGCUUGAGAUGAAAAAGGAUAUUGCAGCUUCAGCAGUGUUGAACUGUGUGUUUAAAAAUGUGAAUUACUGUUCUUGUAUACUGUAAUUGAUUACAUGGGCUGGGGGGGUGUCAAAGAACUUGACAGGUUGUGUUGAUGCUCUUAGUUGAGUCUUGAAAAGUAAAUAUUAACGCUACAGAAAUGCAUGAGUUCAAUAUAUUUUUUGUCUUUGUUUGCAUUGUAUAACUUUAACGAGUGAGUUUAAAAUUAUUUAAUUUCCUUAGAAAAAUAGCACCAUUUGGAAAAAACUGGUGUUAUGAAGAACGUAAAUGCACUGUUUUUAUUUUUAUUUUAUAUAAUUUAAAUUGACUUUCCCACUGUCCUUAAGUUGAAACUGUUAAGCUGAAUAAAACUUAAGCUGCAAAUUGAUAACUUUGCUACAUAACAAGGAACAUAUACAUGUUUACAAACGGCUUAAAGAUUUGCAUGUGCAGUGUGCAUUUAUAACAAACUUCUAAUUGCACAAAACCCAUGCCAGCUCAAAGUUUAGGUGUACACAUUUACCCAGUUGAGCAUUUUUAGAAUAACUACUGCACAAAUUGACAAUAGGUCAUUCUCAUUUUUUUUUUUUUUUUUGCUCCCCUUUUCUUUCUCUUCCUCUCCCCCCCCACCCCCACUCAUGAAAAGAUUCUAUGGACUGAAAAAGCCCCAGGCUGAAAGGACUGGACUGCCUUGAUUGACAUGGGGAAGGGGGUUAGUGGACUAUGUGUAUCGGCAGCAGAGGCUGCAGCCUAAUGUGUGGUUUUAAUGACCAGCACACAGGGCAAAAGCAUUUUGCACAGUGUUUGUUUUCCUGUCUUGCACUUACAAAUAAGGUCUAUGGGAGUAGCAUGGAAAACGUUUGCUGUUUUUUCCUUUUUUUUUUUUUUUUAAUUGCUUUUGUUUAAAAUUUGAUCGCCUUAACUACUGUAAACAUAGCCUAUUUUUGUGCUUAAGAUACUGAAUGGAAAACUCCAUUGUGUGUUGCUGGACUGUUUUGGAAAUAUUUGGUCAAAUGUGUGUUAAUUUGGCUGUAAUGGCAUUUAAAGCAAACAAACAAAAAAAAAGCUGUGAAAAUGGCCUUGGAGCAUUAUCUUUAGUUACUUGAAGAGUUUCUAGUUUUUUUUUUUUAAAUACAGUUUUAUGUUAAAAUAAUUUUUAUUAAUUUAGAGAAGACAAUCAAUGUCUGUGAGAAAAACGGACUUUCUUUUGGAUUUUCUUUUUGUGGUCAUUGUGAGUGAUUGCUUCUUCCUUUUCUUAGUUUCACAUUCUUCCUUUGUUCUAAAACUUAGACUGACAUCUAGCUUUGACAAUCAUAGUAUGUUUUAUUUUCCUGAGGGGGGAAUAACUUAUAAUGCUGUUUAGUUUUGUACUAUUGGUGUGUUGGUGAAUUUUUAAACUGUGUGCUAACUGCAAUAAAUUAUAUGAACUGAGAA